This is a messenger RNA of Hippocampus comes (tiger tail seahorse), 4647 nucleotides long. Its product is annotated as transcription factor E2-alpha-like. Gene Ontology annotation, molecular function: protein dimerization activity; DNA-binding transcription factor activity, RNA polymerase II-specific; RNA polymerase II cis-regulatory region sequence-specific DNA binding. The coding region runs from base 588 to 2444 and encodes 618 amino acids. The transcript is spliced from 20 exons. Gene Ontology annotation, cellular component: chromatin; transcription regulator complex. Gene Ontology annotation, biological process: regulation of transcription by RNA polymerase II. The record is from RefSeq and is a predicted model, not a curated record. NCBI's taxonomy places the organism in Eukaryota, Metazoa, Chordata, Actinopteri, Syngnathiformes, Syngnathidae.
UUCGCCUCAUCCGCCCCUCGACAUAGAGCCCUGCGAUUUGCAAAUCCGAUUCUCCCGUUCAGCACCUCCAGACAAAAUUAGAAAUAGUAUCCGGAAUUUGAGAUCAUUUUGACAUUAAUAGGCACCCAUCUGGACGCGUUUUGUGUCGUUUCCUCGUUUUGGAUGAAAUUGGACACCGCUGAUGUUUCUGGAUGCGUCCAUGUCCUCCUGUGGGCCGAGCCGCGGAGGGAUACAUCUUUGGAAGCGACAAUGUGGAGGCUGCUAAAAUGUCUACUUGAAAAAUGAAGUCGCUACAAUUUCAGUCAUAUUAAAAGAAACAGAGUCAUUGCUGAGUUAUGGUUCGCGUCAGAGACGGCUUUUCAUUUUCGUGACGAAGACAGCAGUGCGGUGGCGGACUGCUUCAAUCUUGGCUUUCCUCAUCUCCCUCAAGCCCACUCUCCGCAGGAGCUCGGAGGGGGCAAAGGAUCCAGUCCAUAACUUUGUUUUUUUUUUCUCGUCUCCGGUCGUUGAUUUCUCUUUGUUGGAUGCUGCAAAACUGAGCCACGUGGCUUGCUGAGACUGAAAGGGCAAGCGAACUGCAACAGAGGAUGACGACAGUGGGGACAGACAAGGAGCUCAGCGACUUGCUGGAUUUUACUGCGAUGUUUGAACUUCCGGUUACGAAUGGCAAGAAUAGACCAACAGUCAGACUGGCCAGCAGUCAGUUUGGUGGUUCAGGUGUUGAUGAGAGGAAUGGAUCCAGUCCUUGGGGCUCCGCAGAGCAGAGCAGCCCAUCGUUCAACCAGGGGAGGUGUUUUGGCGAAGAUGGCGUUUACAGUGAGCAAGCUGGCAUUGCACCUGGCACAGUGUAUGGAACGGGCAUUGCUGGGAAGGCUGAGAGGGGCCCUUACUCGACAUUUGCAACGCAGCCGGGCUUUUUGCCCAGUGAGAUAGCCAUGCCCAGUCCCGAUGCGCUGUCCCCCUCUGGCUUGAAGCCCACCUCCCAGUUUUAUUCCUCCUACGAGGGCAACAACUCUCGUCGACGACCCACGCAUGACCCCAUUGAAGCCCAGCCAAAAAAGAUCCGGAAGGUGCCCCCCGGCCUGCCCUCGUCGGUGUGUGCCUCAGGCGAGGAUUUUAACAGGGACAAUGUUGGCUACACUGCUUCAAAAGCAGGAAGCAUCUACACACCAACAUUCUACAUGCAAGAAGGCCUCCACCCGCCUUCCGAUCCAUGGGGUUCUGCUGGGUCGAUGGUUCAACCUGGUUAUCCGUCCAUGCUGGGUAACUCCACCCAUCUGAGCCAGCAUGGUCCCUUCACUGCCAUCAACCCCCAAGACAGACUGAAACGGCAACCGCUGCCCCUCUCGCCCCAAAACUACCCCCAACAUGGCAGCGAAGUGAACGGGAACCAUCCGGCCGGCUUCCACUCUGGCUCAAACAGCUACGGCGUUCCCAGUCAAACACCCCCUAUUGCUGCCAAUCGGGGAGCAGUACCUGGAAGUUCUGGCGAUGAGAUUGGGAAAGCGCUGGCUUCUAUCUAUCCUUCAGACCCAAACAGUAACGGCUAUUCUUCGUCCCCGUCAACCCCCUCCGGCUCUCCUCAGGCCACUUCAGGAUGCGCCUCUCAGUGGACCAGGUCAUCUGGACAGGCUACACCUUCACCUAACUUUCAUGGUGGAAUUCAGGGCAUGUCUAAUAAACUGGAGGAUCGCCUGGACGAAGCUAUUCAUGUUCUUCAGCGACAUGCCAGUGGACAAGGAGGACCAGGACUGGCUGAGAUGCAGAGUCUGCUGGCAUCCGGCUUGGGCUUAUCCUCAGCUUUUAGCAGUGCAGCACAUGGCCUCACCAGUCGCCUGCCCGGAAUGGUCUCCAACCACCAUGAAGACUCUGCUGGACUGCCCUCUAGUGGAGGACUUGGGCACCACAGCUCCUCAUCUGCCCUGCAAGGCUCUCAACCUGAAGGUUUCACCAGUCUGGUGAGCAACCUUAAUCGUUCCAGUGACAUUAAACGAGAGACCAAGGAGGAGGAUGAAAACUGCUCUGUGACUGACAAGUCAGAGGAUGAGAACAAAGAGCUAAAUGCUCUUCAAACAAGCGUUGUCACAGUUGCCGAUGAGAACCUGACGGCCGAAGAGAAGGAGCAGAGGGAGCGCGAGCGGCGCCUAGCUAACAACGCUAGGGAGCGGGUGCGGGUGCGUGACAUAAACGAAGCCUUCAGAGAGCUGGGCAGAAUGUGUCAGGUUCACCUGCAGAGCGACAAGGCCCAGACCAAGCUUGUCAUCUUGCAGCAGGCCGUCCAGGUCAUACUGGGCCUGGAGAAACAGGUGCGAGAGCGUAAUCUCAACCCCAAGGCCGCCUGCCUCAAGAGAAGAGAGGAGGAGAAAGUGUCGGGCGUGGACCCCCAGAUGCAGAUGGGAGGAGGUCUCGGAGGUGAUGGACACAACCCUAUAAGCCAUAUGUAAUUCCAAGGUUCUGUUAACUAGCAGAUGUUUGAAGACGUGGCCUUAUUGCACCCCCAUGUGAUAUUUGGAAGGCACACGGCACCUCAUUACUGUCAAAAGGGGCCACAGCCACAAACAAACAGAACAAGCACAUUUGGGGUUGGGGAGAGAGAGAGGCGUAUUCAUAUUGGAUUAGACUCAAGGACAUUGAGCUGGGGACGUUCUUAUGAUCAUGUUUUUGUAACACAUUCUACAAAAACAAAAAAAAAAAACACUUUACACAUUGGGAACAAACGUGUUCGGAUCAAAUAGUCCUUUUGAAUCAAUUUCAACUGUAAGCAAAGCCAAGACUUGUAUUAUUGUUCUAAUAUGUGGCAUUCCCACCGAUAAAAGGAGGUCUUAGAUGCAUCUUACGAUAGAUUGACUGAAUAGUCUUUCAUACAUUUCUUACCCUGGCCGUUGAGGUGACAUGUGGCGUUUGUCCCUCCUCGUAAACUGUGGAUCCUACGGGUCACUGCCUUGCAAUUGGAACUGACCGAUUGCCCGAGGUAGCAGCACCACUGAGGAAAGACUCAUCUCCAGAGAUAAGCCAGUCUCUCUAUGGGGGGCUUCCGUAGAAAUAGAGCAACUAGAUAUCAUCGCGCAGCACACGUGCUGUCACUUAGACCAGGUGUCAUCCUGGACGGUCCAGUCACAAGAGGACUUUUUUUUGUUGUUAUUUUAGCAGAUUGAACCUGCGACAUGUUUUUCAUUUGUUAUAUUGUCCUUUCUUAAAUAUCCAGCACACCAGAAUUUGUUCUUUGCAAACCAAUUUUUUUUUUAAAUAUAGAGUAAGGCAGAUGACAAAUGGUUCACUUAGGGACCAUUUAAUUGCGAGUUGUGGAAGUGUCCGGCGAUUCUCUGUGAUUGGACCAAUCAGGUCACAUGUUAUUGUGGGGGUCAUUGACAACUUCCAAUGACAAGCUCAUCUCACGAAGGUUGUGUUGUGGAAAAGAAUAAUUGAGUAUUAAAAGGGAUGGUGAGUUGUAAGAUUACUUUCUUGAUAUUAAUUUACUCGAUUGCCAUUGCUUGACUUGGUUUGACUUUUGUUUCUCUGUUUUUUUCCCCCUUCUUUUUAUUUUCCAUUUUGAACAACUGCAAAGCCUCUUUGUAACGAUCUUCCUUUUGUAGAUUUUUUUUUGUAAAAUAGUUAUGAGUUAGUGUUUUGUUUUCCAUUUGUGAUGCUCUUUUUUUUGUUUACAUCGUUUAAAUUGAAGACUUUUUUUUUUUUUUUAGAUUACGGGAACAAAGUGAGGUGUUUUUGUGUUGUGCCAGGUGCUUGGAAAUGUUAGAAAUGACAAAUUCUGGCUGUAUUGUCACAUGUUGUGAUAAUUAUAUAUACAUAUAUAUUUUUUGUUUGUUUCUGUGCAAAACCCAACAUUUUUAUUUGGAUUCCUUUGCUUAUGCCAGUUCAGUUGAAAGUGAAACAAUACGUUGUCAGCCUCUACUUGUGUAACGUUAUGAUUCAUUGGCGUUGGAAACACAAUCAACUUUUCAACGUUGUUCAGCUUCUUUAUCAUCGAAUUAAUCAAAACAAAUGCAUAAAGCGUGGCCUUAGUCAUUUUCUUGACUUUGGGAGUUUUGAUGAAGGUUACUCACCAGUGCCUGAAUACUUCUGUUACAUACAUAUACUGAAUGGGAAUGAAACGUUGCUUUGACGCAGGAGUCCAAGAACAUCAACAAGAAUUUAUUGAUGCGACACCUUUGACACUGAAUCCUACGUAAACCUUUUAUUUACGGAUUUGCUGUAUUUGAAUAUGAGCUUGUCCUCGAUUGUCAUGUAAAUGUGCAGCUGUAUGAUGUAUCAGCUGGGGAAGAAAAAAAAAUACUCGGUUUACUUUUGUGUCAUUUGAAGAUUAUGCCCGAUGGAAUAACCCGUGAGUUUAUUUUCAUCUAAAAAAGAAUUGUUCUAAUAAUGCAAAAAAAAAAACAAGGACUUGUGUUUAUGUAAAUGAUUUUUCUACAGUGUGCAAGUAUGAAAACAAUAUUCUUUAUUAGAAGACUGUCAUCCACAACAAAUGACUUGUUACAGCUCUUUCUGUCUUCAUAAAUAUUUGAGGGCAAUAUCUAUGUAGGCUUUGUCCUCAAAGUGCCUCCAGUUUCCUAUUUUUAUAUAUAAAGUAGAUAUUGAGAACUGUUGUGUAUAUAACAGUAAUGUAGUAAUAAAUGUGCCAUUUUUAAUAUC